Molecule: messenger RNA, 4214 nt
Organism: Pongo pygmaeus (Bornean orangutan)
Lineage: Eukaryota; Metazoa; Chordata; Mammalia; Primates; Hominidae
Product: golgin subfamily A member 6-like protein 6
Exons: 11
Coding region: 1679-3733 (684 amino acids)
Source: RefSeq, a predicted model, not a curated record
CGAACUCCUGACCUCAGGUGAUCCUCCUGCCUUGGCCUCCCAAAGUGCUGAGGAUACAGGUGUGAGCCACUGUGCCCCAGCCUUCCCUAUUUUUCUUGUGGUAACUAGUAACCAUCCUUUGAAAACAAAUAUGUUGGCCAGGUGUGGUGGCUUACACCUGUAAUCCUAGCAUUUUGGUAGUCUGAAGCAGGAGGAUCACUUGAGCUCAGGAGUUCAAGACCAGCCUGGGCAACAUAGUGAGACCUUGUCUCUACAAAAAAUACAAAAAUUAGUGGGACACAGUGGUGUAUGCCUGUAGUCCAGCUACUCAGGUAGCUGAGGCAGGAGGAUCACUUCAGCCCAGGAGUUCAGUGCUGCAGUGAGCUAUGAUCACAUCACUCUCUCCAGCCUGGGUGGUGGAGCAAGAUCCUGUCUUCAAACAAACAAAGAAACAGAAAACUGAAAAUCUUGCUGCUACUCUCUAAUGCAAAAGCACAGUAUAUAGAGUUGCCAUAUGGAAAGCAUGUGAUCUGCAAAAAUCAGUGCCCGCAUUACCCAGCCUAUAGCUUUCAACUUGGGGCCUGUGUGUAAAAUGAUUGUUUCUUUUCUGUCUCCCUUAUGUCUUUAUAGCAUAGCAUAUCUCUCCUGACAAAGCUGUCCUGAGAACCUCUUCUUGUAACUGUUUUGACUGCUCUGGAGGAUGCCGCCUAUGUCUUUAAGAUGAAUGACAAAAAUUACAUCUUUUGAAAAAGAGUUGUUAGAAAAAAGCCUUGGCUGCGUGUGGGGGAAGUGACAACACAGAAGAGACCAGAGAAGAGCCUCCUGGAGGAGAGCUGCGCUUUGACCAUGCUGUCCGGAUGGGUGUAGUGUGCUCUUCUGCAGAGUGUUCACUUCUCUGCUUUUUCUAUGGUCCCAUUUCAUAGAAAGAUUUGAGGUGACGUUUCUUUCCCUCAACUUUUUAUUUUAAAAACUUGCAAACACAGAAAAGUUGAUAAAAUCAUGCAGUGAACAUAUGUAUGCUAUUCAACUGGAUUCACUAGUUAACGUUUUGUCAUAUUUGUUUUCUCUCUUCCAUGUAUGGAAGAUUGUAUAUGUGCCCUUCUUCCCCCUGAAUGAUUUCAAAGUAAGUUGGCAGUAUCAGAGCAUUUCACUGUUAAGUACUUUUGCAGAUAUCGUCUAAGAACCAGGACAUUCUCCUAUAUAAUCACAAUGCCAUUAAUCCACCCAAAAAUUUUAACUUCAAUACACUAAUGAUAUCUAAUGUAUGGAUUAUAAUCAGCUUUCUGGCAGUAAUCUGUUUAGAAGGCUUGCAUCCUGUCACUGUCCACCGAUUAAAUUUUGAACUCUAACUUGAAACCCUGGUCAUCUCAUUGCCUUCUUUCUUAUACCCAUUAAAUCCAAAGGAGCUCUCAUUUUAUUUCUACAGAAAAGAGAAUGGAAAAGAGGGGAAGAGUCCCUAGUACCUUGGAUAAAGUAUGAGCACUUACUACCAUAUGUAUUCUAGUUCUGUAGUUUUCAAACUUCAGGGAGCAUCUCAAGGCUUAUUAAAGCACAGAUAGCUGUCCUUCCCCACUUUCUGAUUCAGGAGGUGUGGGGCUGGCCCAGGAAUUUGCAUGUCUAACAAGUUCCCACAUGUUGCUGAUGCUGAGGGUCUAAGGAAUACAAUGCGUGAACCCGUGGUUUAGUGGAUAUCCACCUAAUGAAUACAUGUUGUAUUUCCUUUUGCACCUGUGAUUACAGAGGAAACACCUUUCGACUGGAAGAUAUCAUUAAACAGAGGAUAAGAGAUCAGUUGAGAGACCAUCAUGCCCAGACCAACCCUAGUGUUGGUGCAGGAGCAAGCGACACCAAAAAGAAGAAAAUAAAUAAUGGCACUAACCCUGAGACAACCACUUCUGAUGGUUGCCACUCACCUGAGGAUAAACAACAGAACGGAGCUCAGCUGGAAGAAGAAAAGAAGGCAAACCACCAACAUCAGGAAGCUCUAAGGAGGGAGCUAGAGGCCCAGGUUCAUACCAUACGAAUCCUUACAUGUCAGAAAACCGAGCUUCAGACGGCACUCUAUUACAGCCAGCAAGCUGUCAAGCAGUUGGAAGGAGAGGCCAGGGAUCUGAACGGCCGCCUGCAUGAUUCAUGGAAGUUUGCAGGAGAGUUAGAGCAGGCUCUCUCUGCCGUCACUACACAGAAGGAGAAGGCGGAUAAGUACAUCGAGGAGUUAACAAAGGAGAGGGACACCCUGAGUCUGGAACUGUACAGGAACACCAUAACCGAUGAGGAGCUGAAGGAGAAAAAUGCCGAACUACAAGAAAAACUUCGACUUGUAGAAUCUGAAAAGUGUGAGAUCCAGCUCAACGUAAAGGAGCUAAAAAGGAAGCCGGAGAGGGCCAAGCUCCUGCUGCCACAGCAGCAGCUGCAGGCGGAGGCUGACCACCUGGGUAAGGAGCUGCAGAGUGUGUCAGCAAAGCUCCAAGCCCAGGUGGAAGAGAACGAGUUGUGGAACCGCCUGAACCAGCAACAGGAGGAGAAGAUGUGGAGCCAGGAGGAGAAGAUACGGGAGAGGGAGGAGAAGAUACGGGAGCAGGAGGAGAAGAUACAAGAGCAGGAGGAGAAGAUACGGGAGCAGGAGGAGAAGAUGCGGAGGCAGGAGGAGAUGAUGCGAGAGAAGGAGGAGAAGAUACGGGAGCUGGAGGAGAAGAUACACGAGCAGGAAAAGAUACGGGAGGAGGAGGAGAAGAGGCAGGAGCAGGAGAAGAUACGUGAGCAGGAGAAGAGGCAGGAGCAGGAGGAGAAGAUGUGGAGGCAGGAGGAGAAGAUACACAAGCAGGAGGAGAAGAUACAGGAGCAGGAGGAGAAGAUGUGGAGGCAGGAGGAGAAGAUGCACGAGCAGGAGAAGAUACGGGAGGAGGAGAAGAGGCAGGAGCAGGAGGAGAAGAUGUGGAGGCAGGAGGAGAAGAUACGGGAGCAGGAGGAGAUGUGGAGGCAGAAGGAGAAGAUGCACCAGCAGGAGGAGAAGAUACGGGAGCAGGAGGAGAAGAUGUGGAGGCAGGAGGAGAAGAUACGGGAGCAGGAGAAGAAGAUGGGGAGGCAGGAGGAGAAGAUAUGGGAGCAGGAGGAGAAGAUGGGGAGGCAGGAGGAGAAGAUACGGGAGCAGGAGGAGAAGAUGCACGAGCAGGAGGAGAAGAUGUGGAGGCAGGAGGAGAAGAUGCACGAGCAGGAGAAGAUACGGGAGGAGGAGAAGAGGCAGGAGCAGGAGGAGAAGAUAUGGAGGCAGGAGGAGAAGAUACGGGAGCAGGAGAAGAUGUGGAGGCAGAAGGAGAAGAUGCGCAAGCAGGAGGAAAAGAUACGGGAGCAGGAGGAGAAGAUGUGGAGGCAGGAGGAGAAGAUAAAGGAGCAGGAAGAGAAGAUGCACGAGCAGGAGGAAAAGAUACGGGAGCAGGAGGAGAAGAUGUGGAGGCAGGAGGAGAAGGUGCGGAAGCAGAAAGAUAUGAUGUGGGAGCAGGAGGAGAAGAUACGUGAGCAGGAGGAGAUGAUGCAGGAACAGGAAGAGAAGAUGGGGGAGCAGGAGGAGAAGAUGGGGGAGCAGGAAGAGAAGAAGCAGGAACAGGAGGAGAAGAUGCGGAGGCAGGAGGAGAAGAUGUGGGAGCAGGAAGUGAGGCUGCAGCACCAGGAGGAGAAGAUGCAGGAACUGGAGGAGCACCUGGAAGCUGCCAUCUACCGAGCAGAUGACAAGAACGCAAAAACAAUAAACAUGUAAAAGCCGGCAGCAAGGCCUGGAGAAGAGUAAGCCGCCACGUGACUGUUUAGAAUAGAGUCUGAGCACAAACCUGAAAAAAACCAUUUAUUUAUUUUAAAUUGUGGCAAAAUACUGGCCAGGCGCGGUGGCUCACGCCUGUAAUCCCAGCAACUUGGGAGACCGAGGUGAAUGGAUGACCUGAGGUCAGGGGUUCAAGACCAGCCUGGCCAAUACAAAAAUUAGCCGGGCAUGGUGGCGCGUGCCUGUAAUCCCAGCUACUUGGGAGGCUGAGGCAGGAGAAUCGCUUGAACCUGCGAGGCAGAGGUUGCAGUGAGCUGAGAUCGUGCCACUGCACUCAAGCCUGGGUGACAGAGCGAGACUCUGUCUCAAAAAAAAAAAAAAGUUUCUUCCUUACAUGUAUGUUUCUAUUGUGUUUUUUCUUGGUCUUUCUCGUUUAGUCUUGUGUUGUCUUAUGGCAUUCCUAAUAAACUUUGUUCUGUCU